This is a messenger RNA of Darwinula stevensoni, 1696 nucleotides long. Lineage: Eukaryota; Metazoa; Arthropoda; Ostracoda; Podocopida; Darwinulidae. The record is from the annotation of a GenBank genome assembly.
AUGGAUGAAGAUGCACUUGAGAUUCUGGAAAUUUUGCCACAAGUUCCACUGACUAUUAUUUACAGUACCCUUGGAAAGUAUAAGAAUGAUCCAUUUCGAAGGGAUAAGGCCCUCACAUAUCUCCUGAAUGAAGACCUUGCUUCUAGCCCAGAAUGGCUUCUAGCUGAGAGGCAGCCACAUUCAGCAGAGAAACCUUCGCAUGCCUUUGCUGAUAAUAUUGCAGGGACUUCUCAUUCGUAUGGAGUCUGGCCUGUAUCAUUAGCUGAUUCCACAAGCAAAAGUGAUAAUCAUCCAAACAAGAGACCAUCCACAAGUGUUCCUGAAGGAAGGAAUCCCAAAGAAGGGCGAAAUGACCUGGAUCUUAUAGUUCCAGAAAAUGCCAAUUCCAUGCCUGAUGGACAGGAUCUUAAAAGGGAUCAGCAACUGACAUUGUUGCUAGGCAUGUUUCCUGACUGUGAUCCAGAAUACCUGAAGAUGAAAUGUGAUGAAUGCAAUUAUUGUGAUAAUGCUUUGCAGGUGGUGGUGCAAGAUAUGUUGGAUCAACAGAAUUAUCCUCACUGCAAGCAGGCCCACUUGCACAAGUCUUUGGAUCUGAAGAGCAAAUACAGUGAUAUGUCACUUCAUGAAUUCCUGGACUUAGUUGAUGACCCUUUGGAUUUUUUUUAUAGAACAGAUAGACCUGCUACUCCUGCAUAUGUCAACCUUACCACAGCAUAUUUGAAAAAGAAUUUCCCAUAUCAUACUGUGAGAGAGAUAGAGAAGUUGAUGCGGGAGAAUCGUUCACUUCUUGCACCCACAGUUAAGGCUAUCAGGAAUGGAAAUUUUGAGUUGAGAAAAACAAGACGUCCAGCAUCAGAGGUGCAUGAACCUCAUGAAACUGAUGAAAACUUUCUAAAGGAGCUGACCUUCCUUCGGUUUGAAGCUGGAAUUCAAGAUUACUUUGCACUACAGAGGGAUGUUCGGGAAAAUGAGAAGCGUGAAGCAAGGAAGACAGGGAGCCUCUUGGAAUGCCCCAUAUGUUGUGACGAUGAACUUAUCUACCUUGACAUGGAAGCAUGUCCUGAAGGACACACUUUUUGUGGAUCUUGUGUGAAGAGGCAUGUAAAUGAGCAAGUGGGUCAAGGUAGGGUGGAUUUCCCCUGCUUGGAUGUAUCCUGCUCAGCUCUAUUUGAUUAUAGGACUCUUGCUAAACUUAUGAAGCCUUCAGUGAUGUCUAGGAUUUUGAAACAGAAGCAGGCUGAGGAGAUAAAAGCUGCAGACAUCCCAUGUCUUGAAUGUUGUCCUUUCUGUGACUUUGCUAUGAUUGUGGAGGAUUCAAAUGAGAAGCUAUUCAGGUGCCUAAAUCCAGAAUGCAUGAAGGAGUCAUGCCGGUUAUGCAAGGAACCAAGUCAUAUUCCAUUGAGAUGUGAUGAAGUGGAAAAAGAAGCAGAAGUCCAGGCUCGAACAUAUUUGGAAAAUGAGAUGUCAGAGUCUAUAAUCAGAGAAUGCCAUAAAUGUCAUAAACGGUUCAUGAAAGAAGAGGGCUGCAACAAAAUGACCUGCAGUUGUGGUGCCUCAAUGUGCUAUGUUUGCAAGAAACCUGGGGUAGGCUAUGACCAUUUCCGUGUCUAUUGUGGUGUGAUUCUGGAGUCCUCCAUGCACAAGAAGUACGAGCAAGGGCAGCAGAGGCAAAACAAGUACUCCUAGAGCAAAGGCC